AUUGCAUCUCCAUAGUAUAAAUCUCUCCGAAUCUGGGCUCACAAACACUCUCCAAUUCUCCAUCCAUCCAUUCUCUCUCCCCCUCUCUCUCCUCUGAGUCCUCUCUCUAAAAUGGCAUCCAGCACCAACACCAUAGCUUCAGACCUUCUCCCGAUCCUCAGGGUUUACCAAGACGGCACGGUCGAACGCUUUCUAGACUCGCCCUUUGUGCCACCAUCGCCCGACGACCCAACCACCGGCAUCUCAUCGAAAGACACCACCAUCUCACCACUCGUCUCCGCUCGCCUCUACCUCCCGAAACCCUCAGCCCUCACCCACCAAAGAAAACUCCCCGUCUUAGUCUACUUCCACGGCGGAGGCUUCUGCAUCGGGUCCGCCUUCUCCUCCCUGUGCCACGACUACAUGAAUUCCUUAGUCUCUCAAGCGAAAGUCAUAGCCGUAUCGGUCGAGUACAGGUUAGCCCCGGAGCACCCUCUGCCGGCGGCUUACGAGGAUUCGUGGACCGCUCUCCAAUGGGUUGCAUCACAUUCACUUAAAGACACCGUCGAUAAAGACCCAUGGUUGACCGAAAGCGGCGAUUUUGAUAGAGUCUAUAUAGGUGGUGAUAGCGCUGGAGCUAAUAUUGCACACAACAUAGCCAUCCGAGCAGGUAUGGAGGGCUUGUUUGGAGGAGUUCAAAUUUUGGGAGCUUUUCUUUCUCAACCAUACUUCUGGGGCUCAAACCCAAUUGGGUCUGAGUUAGUUUUAGGUCAUGAGCAGAAUCUCUUGUACCGGAUGUGGACGCUUGGGUACCCCUCUGCGCCAGGAGGCAUCGAUCACCCGAUGAUCAAUCCGUUCGCGCAUGAUGCCCCGAGCCUGUCGGGGAUCGGGUGUUCUCGGCUGCUCGUUUGCGUGGCGGAAAUGGAUGAGCUGAGGGAGAGAGGAGUUCGUUACGCCAAGGCGGUGAGAGAAAGCGGGUGGGGUGGAGAAUUGGAGUUGUUUGAGGUGCUAGGAGAGGGUCAUUGCUUCCAUGUAGGAAAUCUUGGAUCUGAUAGUGGGAAGAAUAUGGUGAAUCGUUUGGCUUCUUUUCUUCAGUAGAUUCCUUUUCUUGUUUGUGGUGUUGUUCAUGAAUUGGAUUCAAGUAUUCACAAGAAAAUUGUAUGCUGCA
Rhododendron vialii is the source of this 1147-nucleotide messenger RNA. Its product is annotated as 2-hydroxyisoflavanone dehydratase-like. Lineage: Eukaryota; Viridiplantae; Streptophyta; Magnoliopsida; Ericales; Ericaceae. Bases 112 to 1077 code for a protein of 321 amino acids. The transcript has a single exon. Gene Ontology annotation, molecular function: hydrolase activity. The record is from RefSeq and is a predicted model, not a curated record.